CGUUCGUGCCGCGUGGUGACCUCACGUACGCGUCAGAUGCGCCGUUCGAUGGCUGCUGUGUCUGAAAUGGGACACAGGAAGGGCACAGAACGGCGCAAAACGGCGUAAAACGGCUUAAAACGGCAGUGCACUCAGCUAAGCGCCGUUAAGCGCGCUUAUCACGAUGCGGUCUCUGAAAUGAGACACAGCCCAGGAGUUUUCCCCCCUGUUAAAUAUUGUCACUAGAUGGCGCUCUUGCGCACUUAUUUUACUGUUCUGUCAAAGGUCGCACUGUGCGUGCAGAUGUGACAUCAUUACGCUGUAUGUACGCCUUAACGGAGGAGCAGACGCAACACCUGUGAUUGUGUUUUAUGCCAGAGUGGAUUGGAACCUCUUGUACUGGCCUCAAUAAAUAAAGAGUGAAGAUCGAGUCAGGUAAGAGAGUCACGAUCGGAAUAAGUGUUUACAUGGACACGUUUUGGAAUAACGAUUGGCAUAAACCACCUCUCUCGAUUGAGCCGAAUUAGAUCAGAAGCUUCCGAUCGACAUGUUAACAUGACGCAUUUUUAUUCCGAUCGGGCAUUUAUUCCAGUCAUUUAUGCCCAUGUCGACGCAGCUACCGACUGCUUGUCUGAGGUUUCUCUCUGGAGCUCUAAUGUCAUAUCGUUUCCCUCAAACACAUGCAAAAAAUAAAAGUCUUACUUGUUCAGUAAUUUGCAUCAAAACAGUUCAAUAUAUGAUCACUUGGAGUUCAUGUUUUACCUGCAAAAUGUUUACAAUUACCAACCAACCAACCAAAGUAGUGGCCUGAUAACUGUAACUUUUGUACCACUAUGAUAACACAUGACUCCUGCAUUGACACAAUCUUCACCCAGUUAAGAUUUUGGAGAUCGAGCACGUGGGCCACAUAAACAUUCAAACUGAAACACUGCGUUAAUGUCACACUCAAACGUUUGUGUAACGCAUGCACAAUGUUCUCCACUGUAGAGGUGGUAUAACUGAGUUUGAUAUGUGUAAUUUUCUGGAUACCGGUAUGAGUUUGUUUUGGUUAUUGAUUUCAAAGAGCUGUGGUAGUUGUGUAACUCACCUGGCAAAAAAAUAGAAGUUUACAACAAGGUAAGAUUUCUGCUUGGUUGUUACUAUGUUUUCAAAUCAAACGAAUAAUGCAACAAAAAAAUGGUAACUUGUUUUGCAAAUACAUGUUGCUGCAGGGUUCAGAUGCAUUUUAAAAUUACACUCGUGCAUUUUUUUAUUUUUAUUUUUUAUAAAACUACAAUUUCAAUGAAAAUCUACAUUCCCAAAGUCUUAGCAAUGUUUAUUUUGUUUUUUUGCUGAAUAAAUAUUACAAACUUAGGUGCAUUUUCCAGGUGGACAGAAAGUAAACAUCUAGCAUAGUGACUUGUACCACAGAUAAAUCGAAUUCUUAAAAUAUUCUCCAAAAAUUAGUCAGAGGAGUUGGCUGGUUCCAGAAACCACAUCUCUCUACUAUUAAUAUUGAUGACAAAUUCUGUUAUCCUCUUCGUGAAGCGAUAUCAUUUCUCACUUCAGACUUGGUGUUUUUCCGGGCUUAUUUCUUGACCUCUUCACCUGUUUUCUUCCCUUUAUCAUGUUUCUCUGCCUCUGGUCCGACCCCCUGUAUUUAUCAAGAGCAUUCAAGGCCACAGCAAUUCCUCAGAAGACACCAUAAAAUAUCAGAGCAGAGAUGACCCUUCGUACAGUCAGGUCUAUUAUGAAACCUCACUUAGACUGAAAGUUCAGGCUUGUAAACAGUGUGACUAUAAAAGGUCAGCUGUCUCAUGGCUGAUUCAGUUCCCCACACUCGGACACCAGGAUGUUUCUGGGGAAGCUUCUCGCUCUGUAUGUGAUCUCUGUGUUUGGGUGCAUGUGCCAGUACCCUAAUGAUCAACAACAGGCGAUGUUUCUUGCAGGUCCCAUGACCAGAGAGCAGGCGGAAGGUCUGAAUGGAAAACCCACUGACUGGGCUUUAUUGGACACAUUUGACUGCAGUCAUGCUCUACCCGCAGAAUCACGGCAGUACUUUGAGUACCUCCAGGAAAGAGGGGUAACCCACUUCAAAGUGCCGCUGUCAUGGACUCAGCUCCUUCCUACAGGCCUCUCCAGCCAGCCGCAGCAGUCUGUGGUCACCUGUUACCGGACUCUGCUGAAACAGCUGCUGGAGGCUGGGCUGGAGCCUCUGGUUAUUCUCCAUGGAUCAACGGUGCCAGAAGCUCUGAGAUCAAAGUAUGGAGGCUGGGAGAGUCAGCAGCUGGUGGAGGUGUUUCAGCAGUAUGCAGAGUUUGUCUUUGGGCAGUUUGGAGAGCUGGCAGAGAACUGGGUGACACUGGGCAGUCUGGAUGAGCUGGAGGAGUCUGAUCUGCAAAAAGCUCUUGAUGCACAUGUCAGUGUUUACCAGCGCUAUCACCAACUGUUCCCUGGGAGAGGUAGGUGGUUAAAGUUUCAUGAAGUUAUGUCAAUGGGAGAGAUUAGAUAACAUAAGAACACUGAAGAUUAAUAAGUCUAGAAAGAGAUACUUUGCUUGAAUCAUUGGCAAAAAUCUCAGUUAUUAAACUUAAGUGAGGUAAAAUGAACAGUGAGCAGGUUGUAAUCAUAAUUUAAAACCCCAGACAGGGUAAAAUAAUUUAAUAUUUUGCACAUCCUUUGGGAAUCACGUUUAAUUUAUGUUGCUACUAAAGUUUGGAGAUUUGCAUGCUUAACUUAAACAUGUAUUGCUAUUAUUGUUCUUUUUAUGUUAAGUUGCUUCUAUGAUUUUAAAAUAGUCUUAAUCACUGUUAUUUUAUUAGACAUGCAGUCAUCAUGUCUGUGAAAUAAUUCUGGCUUUAUCUGUGCAUCACAUGUUCCAAAGGUCAUGAUAAGGAGACUGGAGGAAAGGACAGUGUGGUUUAUCUAUGUAAAGACAGAAAAGGUGUAAAAUUAUAACUUAAUAAAAAUGUCAUGUUUUUUUAGAUGGAGGAGUAUCAGUAGGAGUGAAGGCCAACAAAUCUCCGAUCAUCUGUGAUACUCAGCUGCUGGUAAGAUCCCUGAGUCACAUGGGAGAUACGCACAUUAUUGAUAAUAAUGCUGUAAUGGUUCCUGUAAUGGUAAAACAGUGAGAUUAACAUGUAAUGAGUUCAUUUCCCACUUGAUUUCAGAAAUAUUCAGAUUUCAUCUCCAUCAAGAUUCAGUAUGAUUGCAUCACAGGGAAGGAGCUGGCCGAUCAACUGCAAAAUAUUUUGGUUUGUAGAAAUGAAUCAAAACCACAAUUUAAGUCAGUAUAAGGAAAUAUUGACAGAAAGAUAAAACAACCACUGUUAUAUUCUUGAAUUUCUGCUUCAGUUUCUUGUGCUGAACGUGAAAAAUAAACAUUAUCUUUUGUUGUAGGCGAAGUGUGAAGGAAAACCGGUCCUCUUUUAUGAGGUCAACAUCAAGGACUGCUCUCCUUAUCAGUUCCUGUCUGAUACAAACAUUUUUGAAGGUAACACUUGGAGGGUAAACCUGAAAGGCUGUUAUUUGUUUACAUCAAAUUAUAGACAAUUAUAAGUAUCCUAAAGGUUGUUAACCAUCCUUUAAUUUGCAGAACAUAUAACUAACAUUGAUCUAAUAAUAUCGUAAUUAUGAGGUGGUCAUAUUGAGGGUCACAUUUUCAAACACAUAUAUAAGGGUUUGGAUAUCAUUUGAUGAAAUUUUAAGGGAAGUAAUUUAACCAUUAAUGCCCCCUGUGGAACUUUUGCAGGUAUGGCCAGUGGACCCCAAAAUGUUCUUGGAUUUGACAUGGUGGAUAUGCUACGUCCAGGCGAUGCUAUCCAAAAAAGGUAUGACAUAAAAAAAACAGAUUCUUCAUACAUAUACUUAUAUCAGUAUCACAUUCAAUAUUUGUCAACCAUAAAUCAUACCACAAAAAAGAUGAAGCACUGUUCGGUAUAAAAAGAUAUAAAGAGUGGAUUUCAACCUGGUCCACUUAAAGGCUGGUAUUUCUGGCGGCAGAGACUUAACCUUCUUGUUUAUUUCCUUUUCAGUCAUUCACGCCAAAGUGACAAUUACGGAAUCAGAGACACUCCUAAAACAUCUUUAUGUUCCACAAGCUAUUGCAAAACUUUGAGCAACUUUGCCACCAUAACUUCAUCUGAGCGAGAUAACUUCUUGAAUGAUUCUUUUCCUGAUGGCUUCCAGUGGGCCACCUCCAGUGAGUCCUUCAAGGUUGAGGGUGGCUGGUCAGAAGAUGGAAAGGGGGAAACCAUUUGGGACAGUUUUGCCCAUGAAAACAAGGCUUUUGAAAAUCAGACAGCUGAUCUAGCUUGUGACAGUUACAACAAGGUGGAUUAUGAUGUCUACCUUUUGCGAGGUCUCCAUGUCAACACCUACCAGUUUUCUAUCUCCUGGGCAAGAAUUUUCCCUUCAGGCCGAGGAAACAUAUCAGAACAAGGGGCUCUCUACUAUGAUAAGCUUAUAAAUGCUUCGCUUGAGUCUGGCAUUCAACCUGUCGUCACGCUCUACCACUGGGAUCUGCCUCAGACUCUCCAAGACUACGGUGGAUGGACCAAUGCAUCCAUUGUUGAUGCCUUUAAGGACUAUGCAGACUUCUGCUUCUCCAGGUUUGGAGACAGGGUCAAGACCUGGAACACUUUCAGCAGCCCUUGGGUGGUGAGCCAUGCUGGGUAUGGCACUGGUGAGCAUCCCCCUGAAGUGAAAGACUAUGUGGUUGCCUCCUAUCAGGUAAGAGCAACUGUUCUACAAUAUUUUGCUGAGAGUUUUACGGUUAUAUAUAAUACACUUUCUAAGCAUUUGCUUUGGCUCGACAGGUCACACACAAUAUCCUCAAGUCCCACGCUGAGGCCUGGCAUGCCUACAAUGACAAAUACAGGAAGACACAAGGAGGGAAAGUAGGCAUUGCACUGAAUUCUGAUUGGGCUGAACCCAUGAGCUCUUCUAAACCUGAAGAUGUCGCAGCUGCAGAUCGCUACCUGCAGUUCAUGCUGGGCUGGUUUGCACAUCCCAUAUUUGUGAAUGGAGAUUACCCUGAAACAUUAAAAACGCAGAUUGAGCAGAAAAGAAAUGAGUGCCCCCUAUCCGAGCCUGCAAGACUCCCAGUUUUCACAGCUGAAGAGAGCAAGAGGAUACAAGGUACAGCAGACUUUUUUGGGUUGAACCACUACACGUCACGGUUGGUCAACAGCAGUGGUGGAGGCUGUAACCCUGGUCCUCAUGGGGUGGGUGACUUCCAGGAAGAUGUGGACCCCACAUGGUCCUCUACAGCUUCUGACUGGAUCUAUUCUGCACCUUGGGGACUUAGAAAGCUUCUGAACUACAUUUCCAUGGAGUACUUAAAUGUCACCCAAGUGCCUAUCCACAUAACUGGGAAUGGUAUGCCAACUGAGUACAGUGGGGAUAUGAUCAAUGACACAGAUCGAGUAGAGUACAUGAAGAGUUACAUCAAUGAGGCCCUGAAAGGUACAAAUCAAUUUUUUAAUUAAUAUGCUCAUGUUCAUCAAAGUAAAACCAAACUCAUUUACUCAUAAGUGCCUUAAACAAGGAUGUAUAAUGGGAUAAAAUUGCUAAUAGUCUCUUUUUCCUUCACAGCUAUACAUUUGGAUGGAGUUAACCUGCAGCGGUUCACUGUCCAGUCACUCAUGGAUGGCUUUGAAGGUCCACAAGGCUACAGUGAGCGUUUUGGAUUGCACCAUGUUGACUUUAACCUACCUGACAGGCCCAGGACUCCAAGACAGUCAGCAUACUUUUACGCCAAUGUUAUUGAGCAAAAUGGUUUUGCCUCCAAAAAGCAACCAGUUUCUGCACCAAAAGUGACAAAUAUGCUGUCAAGAAAAGUUUCCCACAUGCCCCCUUCCACAGUCCCAUCCCAGGCCAAGACUGUUUGGGGAAAGUUCUCAAGCCAAACUGAAUUUCAAAGAAAACUCUAUCACUAUGGCACUUUCCCUGAUGGCUUCAGUUGGGGGGUAUCAUCUUCAGCCUACCAGAUCGAAGGAGGCUGGAAUGCUGAUGGGAAAGGGCCAAGUGUCUGGGAUACAUUCACCCACAAACCUGGCAGUAUUCCUGCAAAUGCUAACGGAGAUGUGGCCUGUGACAGCUACAACAGACUAGAUGAAGACCUCUACAUGUUACGAGCUCUCAGGGUGAAGUCAUACAGAUUCUCCAUGUCUUGGUCCAGGAUCUUUCCUGAUGGUCGGCGUGCCUCCCUGAACCAGAAAGGUGUGGCCUACUACAACAGACUCAUAGAUGACCUCUUAGCAUAUAACAUCACUCCCAUGGUGACACUCUAUCACUGGGACCUUCCUCAAGCUUUGCAAGACCUUGGUGGUUGGGACAAUGUCGACAUGAUCGACAUUUUCAAUGACUUUUGUGACUUUUGUUUUGCCACCUUUGGUGACAGGGUGAAAUUCUGGACGACCUUUAACCAGCCUCACACAAUUGCAUGGUCAGGAUAUGGUCUUGGAGCGAUUCCACCAAAUGUCAAGAAUCCUGGUACUGCUCCCUACAAAGUUGCGCACAACCUGAUAAAAGCACACGCCAAAGCUUACCACACUUAUGAUGAUACAUAUCGAAAGUCCCAAGGUGGUCUGGUGUCCAUCGCCCUCAAUGCUGACUGGGUGGAGCCUGUUGAUGUUAAUGUUCCUCGAGAAGUAGUGGCUGCUGACCGGGCUCUGCAGUUCCAACUGGGAUGGUUUGCACACCCCAUUUUUAAGAACGGCGACUAUCCUGAUGCAAUGAAGUGGCAAGUCGGGAACAAAAGUGAACUCCAAGGUCUACCAGAGACAAGACUCCCCUCUUUCACUGAAGAGGAAAAGAACUUCAUCAGAGGAACUGCUGAUGUGUUCUGUGUUAAUCAUUACACUACAAAGAUUAUAAGCCACAUUACAGCUCGGCUGUCCCCUCAAUCUUAUGAAUAUGACAAGGACUUGUCAGAGGCAGAAGAGGGCGAUUCACCCACGACUGCAAUUAGUAAACAGAGGGCUGUUUCGUGGGGCCUAAGAAGACUCCUGAACUGGAUCAAGGAAGAGUAUGGCGAUCCGGAGAUUUACAUCACUGAGAAUGGAGUGGCUACAGACAGCAAGACCACUGUUGAUGACAUAGACAGAGUAUUUUAUUACAAAACCUAUGCUGAUGAGGCGUUAAAGGGUGAGUGUUGACAUCAGCUUCUAAGAUUUCCAAACAUACAAAGUAUUUGGUCUCAUAGUGUUUGAUUGGUGGACUUCAAAUUUGCUGAUAACACUUCUGCUGGACUUCCAUACUUUCUGCAGCCCAUAAUCUUGAUGGUGUGAAGGUGAAGGGAUACAUAGCAACAUCUCUCAUGGAUUCCUUUGAGUGGCUGAAUGGAUACAACGUUGGAUUUGGGUUGCACCAUGUUGACUUCACGAACCCAAACCGACCUAGGACUCCCAAACGCUCUGCUCAUUAUUAUUAUCAAGUUGUGAAAGACAAUGGCUUUCCAAUGCCCGAUGAUGAGAAGACACUGUAUGGGGAGUUUCCAAUUAGUUUUAACUGGAGCACUGCCAGUGCCUCAUAUCAGGUAAUAAACAACAUUAUAGCUUCUUUCUCACAUGUACUGGACUCCUAAAAAUGUCCUGACAGUACUCAUGUGGGCUGCACAUCUAACAUUAAUGUCUGAAUCUAGUGACCCAGAUGUUGAACAGAUCCUACCAUGCCAGUCUCUUCUACCAAGUCAGUAAUUUAACUUUCCUCUCAGAUUGAAGGGGCCUGGAGAGCUGAUGGCAAAGGGCUGAGUAUCUGGGACAAGUUUGCCCACACUCCUAUGAGAGUGGACAGCAGCUACAAUGGCGAUAUCGCUUGUAACAGUUACUACAAGAUUCAAGAGGAUGUGGAGGUGCUGAAGAAACUGAAAGUGACCCACUAUCGCUUCUCUGUGUCAUGGCCAAGAGUGCUUCCUGAUGGCACCAACAACUACAUCAAUGAAGCCGGACUUAACUACUACCAGAGGUUAUUGGAUGCUUUGGAAGCAGCUCAUAUUGAGCCUCAGGUCAGUAGUGAUGCUGUUUAUGACCACUAAUGUUUGUCUCACAGCGAUACUUCGGAUAGUGGCGGUGUAAAAAUGAUGUCUGCACACACAACAGUCUGGAUGAGAGAAAUAUAUCACCCAUAGAAUGGGUAAAAAUGUCCCUGCUUUUCAGAUUACUUUAUACCACUGGGAUCUUCCACUGGCUCUGCAGAGAGUUGGAGGCUGGGAGAAUGAAACCAUCGUCCAGAGAUUCAGAGAUUACGCAGAUGUUUUAUUCAGCCGUUUGGGCCACAGAGUGAAGUUCUGGAUAACAUUAAAUGAGCCCUACAUUGUGGCCAAUCUUGGCUAUGGAUAUGGUACCUUUGCUCCAGGUGAUCAAACACGUUUCUGUCGGGGUCCUCAUUUACCACACUGUUAAAAACCUUAAAACUUAACAUCACAAUGACAGCAACAUUUAUUACUUUUAUUUCUCCAGGUAUUUUUGGUAAGCAGUACAUCGCAGCCCACAACCUGAUCAAGGCCCAUGCUGAGGCCUGGCACCUUUACAAUGACAUGUACCGGGCAAGACAGGGUGGCAUCAUCUCCAUCACCAUCAACUCUGAUUGGGCCGAGCCAAGGAACCCAUAUAAGCAGGAGGAUGUAGAUGCAGCCAAACGCUACUUACAGGUAAACUGAUAAGUACUGACACCUGUAAAAAGUCUUGUGUUUAGAUAGCAAAGUGAAGCCAAUUCAAAACAUUAACUACAUUUACUAGAAAUCUUCUGGUAUGCAUGAUAUUUUUCUGGUGUCGAAGUGAUGUUAUAUUCUUGAUCUAAUGUUUCUUUGCAGUUUUUCAUUGGCUGGUUUGCACAUCCAAUCUUUAACGGGGAUUACCCUGAUAUAAUGAAAACUAUCAUUCGUGAAAGAAGCCUCGCUGCUGGUCUCCCUGAAUCACGGUAAAUGACGCAUGUUUUAAACCGUCACCAGGUUUGUGUGCAGUGUUCUAAUGGUAAAAAUUGAUUUUAAGUCUUAGUUCAAAAUAAAAUAGGAAUACUUAUACACUACACUACAUUUUUAAUACUUAGUUUCACUGCAAAACCACUUUAAAAAUGUUGGGAAACUAUUUGCAAACCAUGUUUUGUGCAACAGCUGCUUGAGAAGCGUGAACUUUGAGGUACAGGUGAGAAUUCAAGCACUUGGGGUUUAAAGUAAAAGCCAUGAAUGGAUCUCCACUUUCUUAUACAGGCUUCCUGAGUUCACUCCUGCUGAAAUCCAGAGGAUCAAAGGGACUCACGACUACUUUGGCUUCAACCAUUACACCACCAUCCUUUCAUACCCGGUUGAUUUAGGACAGCAGCAGGAUUAUGAAGGUGACAGGUGAGUGGAGUUUAAGCAGCGAUGCUCAGUAGAAACACAACAAGGGUGCUUUUCCAACGAGAUCUGUGACACAAGAAGGAAUUAAGGCAACAGAUUAACGCUUUACUCUGUAGCUCCCUGUUUAAUUUGCAAUCCAUGACUCAGGGGGACUGGAACCACCCACGACCGAACCUGGAUUGGAUCUGGCUCCUUCUGGCUUAAGAUCACACCAUUCGGAUUUAGGAAAAUCCUUAAGUUUAUCAAAGAUGAGUAUGGAAACCCACCAGUGUAUGUGACGGAGAACGGGAUCUCAGAGCGAGGAGAAGUGGACUUGAAUGACCUCCACAGAAAGCACUACUAUGAAAACUACAUAAACCAGGCUCUGAAGGGUAAAUUGUAAAACUUUAUUUGAAUGUGCUGGUUAUUGGAGUCUAAAUUUAAUAAACUUUCAGGUUAUGUGACUCUAUUACUGUUGAUCUUCCAGCCCAGGUUAUGGAUGGCGUCGAUCUGAAAGGUUACACCGCCUGGUCACUGAUGGACAACUUUGAGUGGGCUGCCGGAUACUCUGAGCGGUUUGGACUUUUCUUUGUGAACCGCUCAGAUCCAAACCUUCCUCGCACCCCUAAAAACUCAGCGUCUCGCUACGCCUCAAUCAUCAACUGCAACGGUUUCCCAGACCCUGACCUUGGACCCCAUGAGUGUCUGAACCCUGAACCUGAAGGUAAUAAUAAUUGGUAAAUCAAUGUGUCAUUAGUGAGAUUUAUAGAGGAAUGACUAUAUUUAGUUUUCAGUACAAAGUGUGGAAAAACACAACAUCCUUCAAAUCCGAAUUAAGAGUCUUGGAGCAAAAUAUUAAGUUUAAAUUCACAAACAAUUGAUUUUAUCUUGCUUUUGUCCCUCUCUUUAAACAGCUACAGACUCCCCAACUACAACUACAACACAUACUACUCCUAUAACCUCUACUACACAUCCUACACACACAUCAAACACUCCUCAUACUACUCAUACCACACAGAAGACCACUUUACCUCCAACUUCUGCUGCUCCGCCUGUGAACAUGGUGGACUUCUUGGGUCUGGAGCUUUCAUCAGGUGAUGCCGAAGUUGCUCUUUAUGUCCUAUUUGCAUUCCUCCUUGUGAGCGUACUCGGUGUCAUCUUGAUUGUUUACAGGCUCAGGAAAACAACAAAAAAGAAGUCAAAGAAAGCUGUUGGGGAAACUGUAAAGAUGGAGAAAUUUUGAAAAGGGGGGAAAAUCUCAAUUUUCAGUCGGGUUUUUGGCAGCUUUUCUAGGACAUUCAAGAUGGAUGAACUUUGACUAAGUUUUGGGUGAUUUCAAACUUCAUUUUGAUCUAAGUUAUUUAGAAACUACAGCAGAUACAAGACUGUCCGAUAUGUUGAGGCACCUGAUGAUAAUUUUUAGGGUAAAGGGAUGCAAAUAAACUUAGAUUAGAAUACUUUAAAGGAGCAUUGUCAAUUUUUAAAUAAAGAUGAUUCUUCCAUCCAAACAUGUGUGCAUAGAGUAUUGAUUGAACACUAAAUGAUAUAGGAACAUGCUAAAUUGUUGUGAUCAUUUUCAGAGUUCAGUUUAAGAAAUAAAGUCUACUGUGUAACUGUAUGCUUUUCAGACAGUUGUGUCAGUGUCAAAGAUUGACCUCUGGGUGGCGCCAGUAAACCAUUUUCUGCAUGCAAAGUUGCUGUGAUGCUGCAGUUCAUACACCACACACAGAAGUUUUUCAUACAUCAUUAUUUAACAAAAGCUUUAGGUAACCCUUGACAACAGAGACUGGUAGCACAACGCAAACUCACUUCCAGAACAAAUAAUGUGGAGGACAUAACUAAAACUGUGAUUAUAACCUAGUUUAUGUUUAUGAUUUGCUUACAGAAUUCACCAAUAAAACUAUAACCACUCACUUGCCAAUUUUGUUUUACAACCGAUCAAUCUAAAACUGCCAACCAAUCAGCUUAAAGAGUCCUGAAAAAGGCUAACAGGUACCCUAACAUUUCCUGCAUCUAAUUAGGAAUUUGAUUCAGUAAUAUAACCAAACCUGUAGUCUUCAAAUUGCUGCUGUUCCACCAAUGAACUCUGGGUAGAAACCCAUCACAGCCCAGAGGAGGCGUUCAGACACGCCCCUGCAUGUUUCUGCCACUCUGCAACACCAUCCACACAAACAAGAGGCUCACAGGGCAAAUAAGCAUCUUCUCGGCACUCCUGCUAGGAUACCUCCGUCUGGUCUCCAGGGCGACCCGUCCUCUCAACAGGAUGUACACAUUAGUGCGCAGCGGGUGUCUGUUCUGCACGCUCUCCCCCUGCAUGCUGCUCAACGGCUCUGAUCAACAAGGGGUCUGUUCAAUAUCUGGAAACCCAGAGCCUGUCAGGAUGGGGUAGAAGAAAGGCUGGGAGACAAACACGCUCACUCAUACUUUCAUCAAAUGUUUUUAGGUCAGCUUGAUUGGUGUGCAUGAAAGUUUGAUGACUUGCACACCUGCCAGUCUGAGGAACUGUACGAUGCACCGGCGAAUAAACAGUGAAAAAUCUGCUUACUGUUUGUACGGUAAAUAAUAUAUGACAGACUGCAUGUAGUUAAUCAACGUCAGCUUAAUUAUAUAAUCAUUCAAGUACACUAUUAGCAGCAGCAUGUAAUCAGCAUGUGUAAGAGUGUCUUUGCAUGUUCAUUAAAACACUCAAACACACUAUUAACACAUGAUAGAACUUGUGUGUAGAACAGCUGCAGUAAUGCUGACAAACACGCUGCAAUAGGAAAGACAACUCCAUGUUCGGAGAAAACAGGCAAAUUUAGACAUAAUGCAAGUUUAGAAAGAUAUGAAACAACGC
Molecule: messenger RNA, 12113 nt
Organism: Xyrichtys novacula (pearly razorfish)
Lineage: Eukaryota; Metazoa; Chordata; Actinopteri; Labriformes; Labridae
Source: the annotation of a GenBank genome assembly